AUGUCGAGCACUGUUGGGCAAGUCAUAAAAUGCAAAGCUGCGGUGGCGUGGGAAGCAGGAAAGCCACUAGUGAUGGAAGAGGUGGAGGUGGCGCCACCGCAGAAAAUGGAGGUUCGUCUGAAGAUCCUCUUCACUUCACUCUGCCACACUGAUUUAUACUUUUGGGAAGCCAAGGCACAAGACUCUGUUUUUCCUCGAAUCCUUGGACAUGAAGCUGCAGGGAUUGUUGAGAGUGUUGGAGAGGGUGUGACAGAAUUGGCACCGGGAGAUCACGUUCUUCCGGUAUUCACCGGGGAAUGCAAAGAAUGUGCCCAUUGCAAAUCAGAAGAAAGCAAUAUGUGCAGCCUCCUCAGGAUCAACACUGAUAGGGGAGUGAUGAUUAACGAUGGCCAAACUCGAUUCUCCAUUAAUGGCAAACCGAUUUACCAUUUCGUUGGGACGUCUACCUUUAGCGAAUACACUGUGGUACAUGUUGGUUGUGUUGCCAAGAUCAACCCUCUAGCUCCUCUUGACAAAGUUUGUGUCCUUAGUUGUGGAAUCUCUACAGGCCUUGGUGCCACAUUGAAUGUUGCAAAACCGAAGAAGGGAUCGUCGGUGGCUAUCUUUGGGCUGGGAGCCGUAGGUCUUGGUGCUGCAGAAGGAGCUAGAUUGGCUGGUGCUUCGAGAAUCAUUGGUGUUGAUUUGAACUCUGGCAGAUUUGAAGAAGCAAAGAAAUUUGGUGUGACUGAAUUUGUGAACCCGAAGGACCAUAAAAAACCAGUUCAAGAGGUUAUUGCCGAGAUGACGGAUGGAGGAGUGGAUCGGAGUGUGGAGUGUACCGGAAACGUCAAUGCUAUGAUCUCGGCAUUUGAAUGUGUUCACGAUGGAUGGGGUGUAGCUGUUCUUGUGGGAGUGCCUCAUAAAGAUGCCGAGUUUAAGACACAUCCGAUGAAUUUAUUGAACGAAAGGACUCUUAAGGGCACCUUCUUCGGAAACUAUAAACCGCGAUCUGAUCUUCCAUCAGUCGUAGAACUGUACAUGAACAAAGAACUUGAAUUGGAGAAGUUCAUUACUCAUGAAGUACCAUUUAACGAGAUUAACAAGGCUUUCGAGUUAAUGCUGAAAGGCGAAGGCCUUCGAUACCCAGCUUUCAAAUCCUGCUCUGGGAUUAUUGAGAAGGAUGGCGAAAGAUUAGAACUUGAGAAGAAAAGAAUGAAAUUUAGGGCAAUAGCAUUUUAA
Messenger RNA from Fraxinus pennsylvanica, 1218 nucleotides. NCBI's taxonomy places the organism in Eukaryota, Viridiplantae, Streptophyta, Magnoliopsida, Lamiales, Oleaceae. The record is from the annotation of a GenBank genome assembly.